CGUAGGAACAAUAUGUAUGUAGAUAGGUAGUACUUAGGUAUGCAUCAAUCGAGAUCGCGGGGACAUUUUCUGGGGAAGCUUCGAAAGUUGAAAUAGAGAAACAAAAAUAAUAUUAACGGUACCUUAGGUAGUGACGACAACGAAGCCUUUCCUCCAAAACUCCUCCCCCCCCCCCAAAAAAAAUGUCGACCGAAAAACCAAGCACGCUACGGUCCAUUAUAGCAGGCGCUACGGCCGGCGCAAUCGAAAUCGUCAUCACAUAUCCGGCCGAGUUCGCCAAGACAAGAACACAGCUCAACCGCAAGCUAGCCGACGGCCAGAAGCUCCCCUGGCCGCCCUUCGGCAAGCAGUGGUACGCCGGCUGCACGACGCUGAUCAUCGGCAACUCCGCCAAGGCCGCCAUACGGUUCGUCUCCUUCGAGCAGUACAAGCGCCUGCUCGCCGACGAGAACGGGAAGGUGUCCGGCCCGAGGAACGUCAUCGCCGGCUUCGGCGCCGGCGUCACCGAGUCCCUGCUCGCCGUCACGCCCACCGAGUCCAUCAAGACGACCCUGAUCGACGACCGCAAGUCGCCCAACCCGCGCAUGCGCGGCUUCCUGCACGCCGUCCGCAUCAUCGCGAGGGAACGGGGGAUCCGCGGCUUCUUCCAGGGCCUCGUGCCCACGGCGGCGAGGCAGUCGGCCAACAGCGCCGUGCGCUUCGGCUCCUACACCAGCCUCAAGCAGCUCGCCGAAUCGUACACCGCGCCGGGGGAGAAGCUCGGUACGGUCGCGACCUUCGGCAUAGGGAGCGUGGCGGGCGCCAUCACCGUGGCCGUGACCCAGCCCCUCGACACCAUCAAGACGCGGAUGCAGAGCAUCGAGGCGAAGCAGGUCUACGGGAACAGCGUGCGGUGCGCGGUCCUGAUCUUCAAGCACGAGGGCGUGCUGACGUUCUGGAGCGGGGCGCUGCCGAGGUUAGCGCGGCUGGUGCUGAGCGGCGGCAUCGUCUUCUCCAUGUACGAGAAGAGCAUGGAACUGAUGCGGAGGUUGGAUCCGGAAAACAAAUACAUAUAGACGUGGGGAAAGAAAAGAAAGGAAACGAAAAAAAAGUUUAUUCAUUACCUGUUACCUAACCUAGAAAGAUACCCGGCAACCUAAGGGAUACAUGAUUUGACGAUGUUGCUUUUUAUAUUAAAAUCGGAAAACGGAUUGGGGAUUACAUGUAUGACUAUACGACUGCCUACCUAACCUAACCUUUUUAUCAUAGGUAAACUCGCCUUGGCCAUGCUGCUUCAAAGGAAUUUUCGAACGGUUGAAUAACUUCUGGACUUGCAACAGUGGUAUUAGGUGGUGGAAAAGGGGGUUUAAGUUUAAGACUUUGGAACAAUGCUUAUGAGGUUAUGAUUCGCACCAGGCUUUUGUCCAUAGCUUGGCUACGUGGCUACAUACCUAUGUACUAACUAUCGGUCGAGGACUCGUUCACAGUGGUCCUGGAGACGCGGAUAACCA
Messenger RNA from Daldinia caldariorum, 1490 nucleotides. Its product is annotated as mitochondrial carrier. The coding region runs from base 183 to 1055 and encodes 290 amino acids. The record is from RefSeq and is a predicted model, not a curated record. The transcript has a single exon. Gene Ontology annotation, biological process: mitochondrial citrate transmembrane transport. Lineage: Eukaryota; Fungi; Ascomycota; Sordariomycetes; Xylariales; Hypoxylaceae.